GGGGGAUAUCCUUACCCUGACCUCACGGAUGCAAGGAAGAACAAAAGAUUACCCUGGCCGAUCGUAACAAAUUCGCGAGUAUUGGGCUGUGUACGCAUCGGUCAGGGUGCAUAACUACUCAUGCUGACUCUCCUUCGCAUUGCGGACUCCUUCGCACUGCUUAAAAAUUUCGCUAUUCCAAAAAGGAUAUUAAAAGGGGUUGCAACCCUAAUUAACGAGAGUUGUCUUAAAACCUUCGUACACAAGAGUUGUUGUAACCAUCGGAAAGUUCAGUUGCUAACCUAAGCUAUCAGUUACGCGUCACACAAGCAAAUAAAGUGUUAUAGUGAAAACCAAUUCAGAUUGCUUCAAUCAUUGUGUCGAAACAACAGUUGAAAAUCAUAACAUCAAACUUUGCAAAAGAUUCGAAAUGGAAACGACAAAUAAGGAGGACAUGUGGUGUGAGGACACCUACGAAGAAGUUGGUACAAACCAAGUUCCAACCAUUCAGUUUCCAAAUAUUCCAAACCUCCAAAUAAUCAAAAUAAUAGGGGAACCACAGCUCAAUUCCACGAACAAUAAUAAUAACCUUGCAGUCGACAUGCAACCAUGUAAUUCUUCUUGUCAUGCCAACACCGAGAAAUGCGCGGAUCGAGCAAUCCAACCAGAUGAAAUUUGCGGCAAUGAACAAACUAACAAAAGAGCAAAAUUGUCUUCAGAAGCAGAGAUUGCGGAGCUUAGAGCCAAAGUGGAUCGGUUAGAGAAAGAAAAUAAGUAUUUAAAGGAUCUUAUAGACAAUAAACUUGAUAUACUUAUUAGAAAUUCAGCCCGGCAUCGAGAAGCCGUAGAGGAGUUAGUCGCUGUAAGUUGUCCUAGGCAAGGUCUACUUUCUAGGAACGAAUUUGAGCUAGCCAAGCUUAAUACAAAAGAAGAAUUAGAUACCUUUGAGCAAUCGAUUAGCACUGACCCAUCAUUUAAAGAAAAUGUAGUUAGGUAUUUGCAGAGGCAAAUAACAGUCGCAGAUGUAGACAGUCGAUUACAUGAAGCGCUUGAUUUACUUUUUACUCGACCAUUUUUUGCCACAAUCAGUUGGACUGGAAAAAGUAAGCCGGGAUCAACGAAGAUAGAGUUCAGGAAGUGUGAAGGCAUAAUUCUUCUGUUAAAAGAAAUAGGAAGUAAUGCGAGAGUUUUAGCAACUCCCAAAUACGUUGCAGAUUUUAUAAAAAUUCGUCUUAAGCACGCUCCGUCUCGAGCUAACCUUUCUCCUACCAAACACACUUCUCUUCAUAAAAAAAGAAAUUAAUUCAUUAAUCAUUAAGUACUUAUCAUGUAGACUACCACCGAAAUAAAUGAUAUCUCUCUGAAAAAUUAUUAUUAA
Molecule: messenger RNA, 1357 nt
Organism: Anopheles stephensi (Asian malaria mosquito)
Lineage: Eukaryota; Metazoa; Arthropoda; Insecta; Diptera; Culicidae
Exons: 4
Coding region: 410-1282 (290 amino acids)
Source: RefSeq, a predicted model, not a curated record